CCCUCCCCUCCCCCGCCCGCCGCCCUCGCUGUCCCCCGGGCGGCCGGAGACGGCGGCGGCGUCUGCGGGAAGCCUUGUCUCCGCAGUGACGUGGGCGGGCCGCGGGCCGGGUGACGUCAGAGGCCGUGUGUAGCGAUGUGUGUGGGGUUCGGAGCGGCGCCGGCACAGCGAAGGCGGCGGGCGAGCGGCGGCGGCGGCGACGGCGGGCACAGAUCAAUUAAAAGAAGAAUGAACUGUAAUUCUUGAAGAUAACUGGGCAGCUUUUUCAUUUAGUAUAUAUAUAUGUGUGUGUUUUUUAAUUAAAGACGUUCAGGUGGAGUCAGGCUCUUCUUACUGGUAUGGAGAUUUAGACAAGACUCCAGUUUGUCAGCUCAGAGCAACUGACCGUUUUCAGUGAAGAUAUCUGCCUCCUUUUUGGUGUUCUUGGCAAAAAUUAAACUCGUUGGUUGCAUCAUUGUAACAAAUGUUUGGGUGUAGUUUUAGGAUACAGCAGUAGCAUAAACUUUCCACAUGCUUUGCUUAAAAAACAAGACAAAACCAAACCACCAAACUCAACCAUUACACCAAACCUUGGACAUCUUGAAUUGAGAAAUGAGCUUCAUUUUAAUGCAAAUACACGAAGUACUCAAGAAGACAAGAUUUUCCUCAAAAGUGUGCUUAUGAUUAUAUUCUUUAUCAGUAGAAGCAAACUGGGAAGUUUUGUAGUGUUUUCGAUUAUAUCCUAAGGUAUAACUAACCCAAAACAAAGUUGUACGAAUCUAUUCAGAAAAUUCAUCCCUGGAAACUAAAAAUUUCUAAGUGAGUCAUAAGUAUUUGUAUAUAUUACCCCUUUCUCUUCAAAUUAGCAACUGAGUACAGCAUGCUAAUUGCAGACUUAAUUAUUUAAAACACCAGUGUAGCCAUGGAAAACCUACAGGCCAAUUUCUCCUUGGUUCAGGGUUCGAAUAAAAAACUGAACGGGAUGGAGGAUGAUGGCAGUCCUCCUGUGAAAAAACUGAUGACAGAAAUUCAUGCCAGUGGAAAAACGCUAGCCAAGGUGAAGAAGGAGCAUUUGGAUGACUAUGGAGAUGCAUCAGUGGAGGCGGAUGGCGAGCAUGCUGAGCGGAACUGUACUUCCCUACCCGAAACUUUAAACCCCAGCCUGAAACACACGCUGGCACAAUUCCAUUUAAGUAGUCAGAGCUCUUUGGGUGGACCAGCCGCAUUCUCCGCUCGCUACUCCCAAGAGAGCAUGUCACCAACUGUGUUCCUGCCACUUCCAUCUCCCCAGGUCCUUCCUGGUCCUCUUCUCAUUCCCUCUGAUAGCUCCACAGAGCUCACUCAGACUGUUUUGGAAGGGGAGUCCAUUUCUUGUUUUCAAGUUGGAGGAGAAAAGAGGCUCUGUUUGCCCCAAGUCUUAAAUUCUGUUCUCCGAGAAUUUUCACUCCAGCAAAUCAACACAGUGUGUGAUGAGCUCUACAUCUAUUGUUCAAGGUGUACUUCAGACCAGCUUCAUAUCUUAAAGGUCCUAGGGAUACUUCCGUUCAAUGCCCCGUCCUGUGGCCUGAUUACGUUGACUGAUGCACAAAGACUCUGUAAUGCUUUACUGCGGCCACGGACUUUUCCUCAAAAUGGUAGCGUGCUUCCUGCUAAGAGCUCUUUGGCCCAGUUAAAGGAAACUGGCAGUGCCUUUGAAGUGGAACAUGAAUGCUUGGGCAAAUGUCAGGGUCUCUUUGCCCCUCAGUUUUAUGUUCAGCCCGAUGCUCCCUGUAUCCAGUGUCUGGAGUGCUGUGGAAUGUUUGCACCCCAGACAUUCGUCAUGCAUUCUCACAGAUCACCUGACAAGAGAACUUGCCACUGGGGCUUUGAGUCAGCCAAGUGGCACUGUUACCUUCACGUGAACCAAAAAUACCUGGGGACACCUGAAGAAAAGAAACUGAAGAUAAUUUUAGAAGAAAUGAAGGAGAAAUUCAGCAUGAGAAAUGGAAAGCGAGCCCAGUCAAAGACAGACCCGCCGUCAGGAAUGGAACUGCCUUCCUGGUAUCCUGUUAUCAAACAGGAAGGUGACCGUGUUUCUCAGCCACAUUCAUUCUUCCACCCCAGCUACUACUUGUACAUGUGUGAUAAAGUGGUUGCACCGAAUGUGUCACUCACAUCUGCUGUCUGCCAGUCUAAAGAGACCACCAAGACAGAGACAAGUAAGUCCAUCUCCAGACAGUCAGGACAGCCUCAUGGUAUUAGUAAAGAUCAAAGCACAGUGUCUUACCCAGACGUCUCACUUGAGGAACAGGAGAGAAUGGAUUUAAAAACAAGUAGAGAACUAUACAGUUGUGUAGAUCCAUCGAUCUCAAAUAGUUCUACGAGUAAAACGAAAUCUGAGUCUGCUGUUUGCAGCUUAGUAAGAGACGUAAGCAAGCGGGAUGCUGAAGCUGCUUCUCCACUUCUGGUCACAGAUGUUAAUUGUGAAGAUGAUAAGGGAAAAAUUAUGGAAGAAGUGAUGAGAACCUACGUAAAAAAGCAGGAGAAGCUGAAUUCAAUUCUGCAAAAGAAGCAACAGCUUCAGAUGGAAGUGGAGAUGCUGAGCAGCUCAAAGGCGAUGAAGGAGCUCACUGAAGAGCAGCAGAAUCUGCAGAAAGAGCUUGAGUCUUUGCAGAGUGAGCAUGCUCAGAGGAUGGAGGAGUUUUAUAUCGAGCAGAGAGACUUAGAGAGAAAGUUGGAGCAGGUGAUGCAGCAGCAGUGCACCUGUGACUCGAACAUAGAGAAAGACAAAGAGGCUGAGUAUGCUGCACAGUUGGCAGAGCUGAGACAAAGACUAGACCAUGCUGAGGCAGACCGGCAAGAACUCCAAGAUGAACUCAGACAGGAGCGGGAGGCAAGACAGAAGCUAGAGAUGAUGAUAAAGGAGCUGAAAUUGCAGAUUGGGAAGUCAUCAAAGACCAACAAGGAGUAGGAGCCGAAGAAGAGGUGCACCUGUAUUUGGUUGACAGGCUUUAUGUUCGUUGCUUGCUUUGAAAAUUGAAUUCUACCAUCUUAUCUGCAUGAAGAUUACUAGGCAUUCUGUUCAUUUCUAGGGCAGCAAAGUGAAGAUGAUGUAUAGUACAUAAAAUUUUCCAAAUGAAUGAAAGUAUAUGCUUCUUUGUAUUAUUUUUUUCCAAUCAGCUGGAUAAUAAUAACCUAUGUAAUUUCGACCUGUAGACAGUCUACCUGUGUUUCUAAGACAAACCUAACAGUUACAUACUUUCCAAAGCUGUAUUAUGUGGUGGAAAAUAGCUGUGUCAAUUUUGUUGUGCGUAUUUCAGGCUUGAUUUUAGAUACAGAGGUGAUGUUUAUGAUACAGAGCUACUCACCUUCCUUCUCAUUACAGAAUAUGCCAUUCUUCUCAUUACACAGUCUCCUCAUUUUUAUGCACCCAUCUCUAUGUUGUUCGGGUUGUGGAAGGAGUUUCUUCUGGUUUCCUCCUAGAAGAAUUUACUGAUGAAAUGAUGAUAGUACCGCCACCCCAACAUAAAGUGGGGAGGGGGGAGAGCACGCUCUGCUGUGCCCUGAUGCUGCCUGCACAUUAGGAGCAGUUUGCAACUUGUUCUUUUUAGAGUGGGUUUAUCUAAAUAUAUGUGUGAUUUCAGAAAAUUCAAUGAUUUCUGAACUCUUAUUGUUAAUAGUGGUGUGAAAAUACUCAUGUUCACGAGGAAAAUGGAUUCCACUGAUGUACAUUGGUUCUUAUGUAACUCACAAUCCUCUUGUACAGUUUUUAUAUGUAGUAUUAUAAAGGUCUUACUAAAAUUUAUAUAAUUUUUUUCUUUUAAAUUAUAAAAUAUUAAAUAUCUUGAAGGUUAUUUUGGACUUUUGUAUGUUUAAAUGUUAUCUUAAAUCUUGCACGAAUGGACCAUUAUGAUUAAUCUUAAAAUCAGGAAUUUACAGUCAGUGAAUAGUAUCUGAUAGACUAAUAAUCCACAGCUGAAGUAUCUGCUACCAGCAGGAAUUUUAGAUGACAGAUGAAUUCCAUGGUUUGGGAAGGGCAGCCUCUGCACUUUUCUUUUUUGUUUUUUGCACAUAAAGUCUGACAUUUUUACCAGCAAAUUUCACAUUAGUUGAUGCUUGGCUUGAUGUUUACUAGGGAAACAUCUCAGUGAGCAUUGUAUGUUCUUUUUGUUGUGUUUGGCCCCCAGCUUGCAGGGAUCCUCCUGCCUCUGCCUUCCAGGUGGCAGGAUUACAGGCGUGAGCCCUCCACACCUGGCUAUGGGUGGUUUCUUAGGGAGGUUCCUGAAAGCAGCACUGGCAUCAUCCAGUUUCAUGUUUCUAGUGCUGUCUUGAGGCACUGAAUGCAGUGAUUUGAGACCUGUGCUUAGGAGUGACUCAGAGUUGACUGCCACGGUACUCCAGUGGUGCGGAACACAGGACCCUGGGUCAUCACUUACCUUCUUAUGGUCACAUUUUGUUUCAUGAUACUCAUAUUUAAAAGCAACUUUUCCACUUUCCAAAAGUGAGUUUGUUUUCUAACUAUAUUGUGACCUAGGUGUGAAUUUCCUCUACUAUGUUAGCGCUACAUUUAAUGUGUUGGCUUUCAUAACCUCCUUGAGGAAAAACAGAUCUUAAAUGGCACAGGGACCACAUAUGUCAUUUUAUUUAGAUCUGGAGAGAAAAAAAACCGCACAGGCAUUUGUAAAAUAGCCUUAGCUUAGUUGUCCAUUGAUUGUAUCACAGCUGGGUAUGUGAGAGGCAAAAUCAAGGAUUUACAUCAUUUACUUUUCUGACUUACCCAAAACUGUUCUGCUUAUGUGCUACUUAGUACAUGUAAUUCUUCAAGUCUUGAUGAAAUUUGCCUCAUGAUCGUUUAGUAUAGUAUUCACUAUCCGGAAGAUGAAAGAAUGUGCCAUAUUUUUUGUCUGAACUUCCUUAAAAAUAAUUUUUAAUCAACUGUAAAUAUAUCUACUACUGUUAAAAGUAACUUUAAUUUACAUUACACCAUAUAGCUUGAAAACAAAAUUGAAAUUCUGUAGUACUCCAAAAGUGACCUCUGCUAAAAUAUCCACAUGAAACUUAUUUUAUGCAUGCUCAUUUUGUGUGCUGGUUGCUAUCCUAGAGUUUGUUUUGGUGUUAAGUCUCGUAUGUUGUGCUAAAUUCGCUAAGCAAGCGGAUUUUUCCUCCGACUCCACAUUCUGUUUAGCAAAAAAUGAGACUGUUCACUCUGAACAGCUGUGUUGGGAGUGGCUGUGGAGUUGAGGAGAGUGGGGGAAAGAUGGUGUCCGCUUUCAGGCUGGGCGAUGAGCGAUGCUUGCUGUGCGUGGUUUCCCUCUUUGGCCAAAGUCUGAGUGUCACUAUAUUUCGGCCCUCAACACCCUCUGGCACCCCGAAUGCUUUGUGUGCAGGGAAUGCUUCACACCGUUCGUCAAUGGCAACUCCAUCAAGCACUUGCCCUCGAAAACAACUCAGCAGGAGAAGGCUCUGAGGCAGCCACACUUCAUUUAGAAGCAACCCAGAUAACAACUACCAAGACUGUAAUAAUCACUGACAGGACAAGCACAAGGAUACACAUCUUCUUGCGAGAUUUUUUCUGAUAGUAAGCAGCUCUUUGUAGCUGAUCAGUGGCUCUCUCCACAUGCACCUCUGAGCUUUCCACAUUGGCUUCUAUGCUAUCAAUCAGAUCACCUUGGUCAUGGAUCAUCAUAGCUAAAUCUUUAAAUAUUUGAUUGACAUCCAAUAUGUCAGCCUCCAGCUGCCGAAUCGCCGUUUCCCUCUCUUUAAUAAGUUCCAGGUCUUGCUCAGUGAUGGGCGCCUCAUCCUCCUGUCUCUGCAUCUGGUUCCAUUCCUCAUGGCUGUCAAAUGAGACGAGCUGCUCUUCUCUUUGCCUGUCUUCUGCAGAAAGACGAGAUCCAGCCCUUGCUCUGGCGAUACUUUCUUUUUCCUUUUCAGAUACCCUUCUCUGCACAACCUGGAAAUUGUUUAAGGCUGACGAGAAGUCAUUCAUGAGGCGUUCCUUCUGAAGUUUCUGUGUCCUGGGGCAUCAAUGAUAGUAUUUGCUGGUACUCUGGCUCUUCUCCUCAAGCAGAGGCGCUGUCCUCAUCUAAUUCUGCUUGUUCAUCAGGAUCAAGCCCUGUUUCCUCCUCAGAGUCAGAUGACUCUUGCUGAUCCUCUCCUUCGGAGGACGUCUCCUCCUCGGAAGAGGACGAUAUUGUAUAAUUUUUAAACUCAGUGAGGAGAGGAUACAAUUUAGGGUCCUCCUCACCUUUACUUACCCCUUUCUCAGAGGCAGGCAACAGCUUUAAGUUUUUUGCUCGCUGUUCGAGCUCUUCUUCCUUCUUUGCAAGUUGCUUUGCCCUUUUUUCAAGUUCAGCUAGCUUAUCUUUACCUUUUACUUUCUUUUUUAUUGGCUUUCUUUCCUGCCUAGCCUUUUUUCCCUUCUCAGCUUCUGAUAGACUAUCCUGAUGGUCUGACAAUGCCCGUUGGCCUUCCUUGAUUUUUUCCUUACAUCUUUCAUCCUUAAUGCAAGAUUUUAACAGUUUGUAUAGUGGCCACACCCCUGGUUUCAGGGUCCCCUGUUCUUUCUCUCGUGUCAAAUCUCCUCCUAACUUAUCCUUUUGCCUAAGCAGCGCCUGCGCUGCUUCCAAGAUCGGUUUAGUUAACCAGGAAACAGGAAGCCAGCGCCAUCUUGUAAUGGCGAAUGCGGCUCCCGACAUCUGAGGAACUCGCAUCGUGUGUAUACAGGUACUCAGUGUGGAAGCUCCUGCGGCCAUCAGGGAUGCUUUAAACCACCUGCUAAUCAAAACCGAGGCUUUGAACAUCACAAGGUUCAACCAGCAAUUAGGUUUGGCUUGGGCUUUCUUGAAGUAUAUUCUUUUGCUUGAAUUUCUUGUGUUUUUUGAGGAUAAGGAUGUUUUAGGCUUCUUGAGCUGAUUUUAUAACAUAUUUAAUAUAUAACCUGUUUAUAUGUAAAAUCUUUUGUACAGUGGUGGGAAGGAGUAAUGAAUAAACUCAUUGUACAUAGUGAAAAGCAGACAGAAGUAGGUGAAACAGAAUGAGUGCCACAAUGUUCACAGGCUCCCUGCAUCCUUCCAAAGUCACAUCAGAACAACCAGUUUCUUUGUGUCUAUGGCUUCUGUUUGCAGAAAAGCAAAAUGAAAAGGAAGCAGAAGUAAUAAGAAAUGUGCCCGAGGUAUUUCCCUAGCAAGAGCUGCACGCUGGUCCUGAAGGGCUUUACCGGCUUCUGGAAGGUCUCCUCAACAUGUUAUGCUUUGAGUGAGUAAGGAAGAAUGAGCUUUUAUUUGUCCGCUAUGCAUUUACUCUUUAGGGCAGGACAUUACAAACUGAUGACAAACGGUGUUCACGCUGUACAUCUGCUCCUGCACUUGGAUCUACUUGCUAAUGGUUUCAUGGAAGCAAUCAGCAAUAUGUGCUGUGAACUGCAUUAUAUAUUAUACUUGUGGGACUGAGAUAUUUAAACAGAGCUUAAUUUUUUUUCUAGUGUAAAAUACUUAAGCAUUUCCUCUAUUGGAAGAAAAACAUAUAUGGGUAUUUUGUAUUGUAUCUUGUUUAAAAGGGCAGUCUUUUUUAAUCUUCCCACUUAAAUGGCUUUUAAAAUACAUAAUACAAUUUGAAGCUUGUUUAGAAAUAGAAUUAAAUGUCUUAUAUAGUGCUACUGUUUUGGAAUUAGAAAGUGAUCAAAUAUAAAACAUUUUAAAAUUAAGCCCAGAAAACAAAGUAGUGUUUAAAGUUAGUUUAGUAUCAAAGAAAUUUAUAAGCUUUUUUCUUCAAUAGAGAUACCUCACUUGAAAAUAAAGAAAGCACAGCACAUUUAAAGUAAUUCUCAUGAAAACACCCCACUAAAAUAAUUCCCGAGUCUAGGACAUCUUUUGAGUUGUUACGGUUUGUGAUGAAUGUAGUCGCCAUUAGCUUUUCUGCUGGAAGUACUCACCUUGGUAAUCUUAAAGCAUUGCAAUAGUUUUCAUUGUCCCUCAGCUUCUAACCUGUGAAGGCAGUGAGUGAGCAGCCCCUCUGCAACUGCUGAAAUAAAUUGACUAGAUUGAGCAGAACUCAACUGAUAAUUUUGCCAAUGUGUAUAGUUUUAUGAUUAAAAUUGCUGUGGUUGGUUGCAUUACAUGACACACAAAACUGUCCUCUACCUCACGUGAAAUAAAUAUUUUAUAUUGUUUUACUAAAAAAAAAAAAAGACUCAUCUAUCUGGUUACUUAGUUUACAAAUUUUGGAUUAUAUUUAUUGAAACAUGACAUACUGUGCUCUUAGCUUAUACCUCAAUUGUAUUUUGUGCUGUUUUCCAUUUUCAUGCCUUGUACAUAACUUGUAUAGAUUGUGGAUGAUAUUCCCAAUAAAAACUUUUAAUGCCAAUGAAA
Molecule: messenger RNA, 8324 nt
Organism: Meriones unguiculatus (Mongolian gerbil)
Lineage: Eukaryota; Metazoa; Chordata; Mammalia; Rodentia; Muridae
Gene: Skil
Product: SKI like proto-oncogene
Exons: 7
Coding region: 902-2929 (675 amino acids)
Biological process (GO): negative regulation of BMP signaling pathway
Cellular component (GO): nucleus
Molecular function (GO): SMAD binding; DNA-binding transcription factor activity, RNA polymerase II-specific; RNA polymerase II cis-regulatory region sequence-specific DNA binding
Source: RefSeq, a predicted model, not a curated record